AGGUAUACACUUAGAAUGAAGUGCAGACUCCACACGGAGGCCCUCCCGAGGCCCAACCGGACCUGACCUGGGCCCUGUUUGCUUCUGUCUUCACCUGCCAGCACUACCCGCAGCUACGCUCCAGCCACACAGGACUUCUUUGAGUUCUUUCAGUGACCAAUCUCUUUCUCGCCUCAGGGCCUUUGUACUGGCAGUUCCUUCCGCCGGACACGUCGGGUUUCCUCGUUUUUGCGGACUGGCGCUUUCUGAUUUCAGAGACUCUCCGCAACAGAACCAUCUCAAGUGGGUCUACCUCCUCGCCUUUUUUUGUUGUUGUUGUUGCUUGGCUGCGCUUCUGACCGGGCAGGCCGUGAUGAUGUUUGUUUAUGAGUUAGGUCUGACUGUUCGUUGGUGCUUAGGAUCCCCACCGGGUCCCUAGGGCCCCCACCGGGUCCCUAGGGCCUGUGCGUACCGCGCACCUGUGCACGUCCUGCGCGCAGCUGCAGGCGACUCCGCUCUGGCUCGUCGCUGCUGUUUCCUGCUGGGGGUGCCGACCCUGUCCCACGCUAGCUGGGUGACUUCCCCCAACCGCAGAGACAGCGGCGACCCGGGGCCUCAGACCUGCCCCCGCAUCCCGCCGGCGCCAGGCAGUGGGAAGUCAGGUUCUUCCGCCACCUCCCAGUCAGGCACACCUUCGCCUCCGAUUCCGAACCGCCCGGGGACAGAGGCAAGUGGCAAAGCAGGGAGGGCGGAGGACUCUGCCACCCUCCCUCAGGAUGCCUGAGGGCCCUGAGCUGCACCUGGCCAGCCAGUUUGUGAAUGAGGCCUGCAGGGCGCUGGUGUUCGGCGGCUGCGUGGAGAAGUCCUCUGUCAGCCGCAACCCUGAGGUGCCCUUUGAGAGCAGUGCCUACCGCAUCUCAGCUUCAGCCCGCGGCAAGGAGCUGCGCCUGAUACUGAGCCCUCUGCCUGGGGCCCAGCCCCCACAGGAGCCACUGGCCCUGGUCUUCCGCUUCGGCAUGUCCGGCUCUUUUCAGCUGGUGCCCCGCGAGGAGCUGCCACGCCAUGCCCACCUGCGCUUUUACACGGCCCCGCCUGGCCGCCGGCUCGCCCUAUGUUUCGUGGACAUCCGCCGGUUCGGCCGCUGGGACCUUGGGGGAAAGUGGCAGCCGGGCCGCGGGCCCUGUGUCUUGCAGGAGUACCAGCAGUUCAGGGAGAAUGUGCUACGAAACCUAGCGGAUAAGGCCUUUGACCGGCCCAUCUGCGAGGCCCUCCUGGACCAGAGGUUCUUCAAUGGCAUUGGCAACUAUCUGCGGGCAGAGAUCCUGUACCGGCUGAAGAUCCCCCCCUUUGAGAAGGCCCGCUCGGUCCUGGAGGCCCUGCAGCAGCACAGGCCGAGCCCGGAGCUGACCCUGAGCCAGAAGAUAAGGACCAAGCUGCAGAAUCCAGACCUGCUGGAGCUAUGUCACUCAGUGCCCAAGGAAGUGGUCCAGUUGGGGGGCAAAGGCUACGGGUCAGAGAGCGGGGAGGAGGACUUUGCUGCCUUUCGAGCCUGGCUGCGCUGCUAUGGCAUGCCAGGCAUGAGCUCCCUGCAGGACCGGCAUGGCCGUACCAUCUGGUUCCAGGGGGAUCCUGGACCGUUGGCACCUAAAGGGCGCAAGUCCCGCAAAAAGAAAUCCAAGGCCACACAGCCGAGUCCUGAGGACAGAGUGGAGGAACCCGUGUCUCCUCCAUCCAGGACCCUUUGCCUCCAAGCAAGGCCCCUUCCAGGACACGAAGGGCAAAGAGAGACCUUCCUAAGAGGACUGCAACCCAGUGGCCUGAGGGGACCAGCCUCCAGCAGGACCCAGAAGCUCCCACAGUGCCCAAGAAGGGGAGGAGGAAGGGGCGACAGGCAGCCUCUGGCCACUGCAGACCCCGGAAGGUCAAGGCUGACAUCCCAUCCUUGGAACCAGAGGGGACCUCAGCCUCUUAGCAGGAGGCUCUCCUUGCUUGCACUCACCCUUUCUUAUUGUCUUGCCCUGCAUCUGGGGGUCUGAAUUUUUGGGAGCAGGCAAUAUCUGAAGGUGCAAACAGGCCCUACGGCUGUUCCCUGCACAACCCUCAUGGUUUUAAUUGUACCCCAUCUUCCACAUCUUUAAAGCUCAUGUGAAAAAUGCUGCAUUUUUAAUAAACUGAUAAAUUUGAA
Messenger RNA from Pan troglodytes (chimpanzee), 2164 nucleotides. It is a transcript of the gene NEIL1, whose product is annotated as nei like DNA glycosylase 1. Gene Ontology annotation, molecular function: DNA N-glycosylase activity; zinc ion binding; damaged DNA binding. The record is from RefSeq and is a predicted model, not a curated record. The transcript has 11 exons. The coding region runs from base 756 to 2015 and encodes 419 amino acids. Gene Ontology annotation, cellular component: nucleus. NCBI's taxonomy places the organism in Eukaryota, Metazoa, Chordata, Mammalia, Primates, Hominidae. Gene Ontology annotation, biological process: base-excision repair.